AUGACGUUAAAGGUGCUACUGAAGGAUGAAGAUCAGAGAUUAGAGGAGGAACUGAAAAAAGUGCUUCCUGGCAAUUAUGUCUAUAUAAAAACCUUCAAAAAAGGCUGGCAACAACCACAACGUGAAGGUCCUUUCAAGGUGGUCCUUGCUACUCCAACUGCAGUUAAAGUGGAAGGCCGAAAAGUGUGGAUUUAUUUGAAUCAUUGUUCAGCUGCUCCAAUAGCAAUCAUACCCCCAGAACCAGUUCAGCCAGAGGGACAGGACAGCCAAGACGACGUUGCAGGGGAAGGACCAAGUGGACUCAAGACCACGAACCAGAGCAGCUGCCUGAAAGGAAUUGAGGCCACCUGCCAGAGAGGACAGGGUGGUGGCACAGGUUUGCUUUUUUCCAGAAAGUGGCAUUUCACUCCACUUGCUCUUUCUCAUCUUUCAAUUUCCUCCUUUGAGUACCAUGCUAUCACUGUAUCUUUCCCCACUAAACUUCACAUCAUUGUCCUUUAUCGUCCUGCUUCUCCUCAAGGCUACUUCAUUUAUGAGUUAGACACUCUUCUGAGUCUCUUCCCCAUCGAUGGAACCCCGCUUAUACAUCUGGGUGACUUCAACUUGCCAUCGGACAAGCUGCAGUCAUCCUGCCUGUUACCACUGCUAUCAUCCUUCGACCUCACCCUCAACCAGACUCCGCCGACGCACAGAGCAGGCAACGAUUUGGACCUGAAAUUCACCAGACCCACCUCCGCGCUGGAUGUCACAGUAACUCCCCUUCACCACUCUGAUCACCACUUCCUAUCUUUCUCACUCUUCCUACCUGCUGCUCCUGUCCAUUCCACCCCUUCACGCUCCUCCUCUCGAUGCAACCUGCACUCCACUCGUUCCUCCUCUUUUGCUUCAACUAUCCUGAACACUCUUCCCCAUCCUGAUUCAUUUUCUUCUCUCUCACUGGACACAGCUACAGAUGCUUUCCUUUCUUCACUCUCAUCUGCAAUUAACAUUCUGUGUCCUCUCUCCUCCAGGCCAGCAAGAUCUUCCCCACCUGCCCCCUGGCUGACAGGUGUCCUGCGCAGCAACCGGCAAGAACUAAGGAAGGCUGAGAGAAGGUGGAGGAAAUCCCAGCUCGACUCGGAUCUUCACUCCUACCUUCACUCCUACUCCUACCUUUCCAAGUUCUCACUCGAAGUUACUGCUGCAAAGUCAUCUUUCUACAGAGGGAAACUGGAAGCAUCAGCAUCUGAUCCAUGCAAGCUCUUCAGCAUUUUCUCCUCUCUCCUCAACCCUCCUCCUCCCCCCCCACCCUCUUCUCUCACUUCUGAGGAUUUUGUCACCUUCUUUGAGGAGAAGGGUGAUAGAAUCCGCCAGUCUUUUCCCUCUGUCCCCACUCCUUCCACUAGACCUCCCCCUCUCGUUCUCAGUCCCUUAAACUGUUUUUCUUCUCUUUCCACAGGUGCUGUCCUUCAACUGAUCAAAUCCAGUAACCCAAACCAGUCAAUCUCCAAGGAUCUACUGCCCUUCAUCACUUUUCUCAUUAACAAGUCCUUGUCAUCAGGUGAAGUUCCAUCAACUUUGAAGGCUGCAAGAGUACUUCCUAUCCUGAAGAAGCCCACGCUUGACAGCUCUGAUAUCAACAACUACAGACCGGUAUCACUCCUUUCUUUCCUUUCAAAAAUUCUUGAACAUGCAGUCUAUAAUCAACUUUCUCUCUUUCUCACACAGAACCAGCUCCAGGACCCCAACCAGUCUGGCUUCAAACCAGCGCACUCAACAGAAACUGCUCUUAUAGCAGUGACCGAGAAGCUCCAGUCAGCAAGAUCAGCCUGUCUGUCAUCUGUCCUGAUUCUUCUUGACCUCUCGGCAGCUUUUGACAUGGUCAAUCACACAGUCCUUCUGGAUGUCCUCACCAACCUUGGAAUCACUGGCUCUGCGUGGAAGUGGUUUAAGUCCUAUCUGGAAAAUCGCUCAUACCAGGUAACAUGGGGAGAGUCCACAUCCUCUCCAUGCAGGCUCUCCACUGGUGUCCCACAAGGCUCGGUGCUAGGUCCUCUUCUCUUUUCUAGCUCUCUUGGCAAUGUAAUAUCAUCUCAUGGCUUCUCUUAUCACUGUUAUGCUGAUGACACUCAACUAAUGCUUUCUUUCUCACCCUCUGACACACAGGUUUCCAGUUGGAUCUCGGCAUGUCUGUCUGACAUCUCUUCAUGGAUGGCAGCUCACCACCCGAAGCUCAAUCCUAGGAAGACUGAGCUGGUAUUCAUCCCUGCAACUACAGGUCCUCAUCAUGAUCUUGUCAUCUCAUUCGAGAACUCUCUGAUUGUCCCAUCUGUAGAGGCAAGAAGUCUUGGUGUGAUUCUGGAUGGCCAGUUAUCGUUCUCGACUCACAUUGCGAACCUAACUCGGUCAUGCAGAUUUCUCCUGUACAACAUCCGGAGGAUCCGACCCUUUCUCACUCGUGAGGCCACCCAGGUACUAGUGCAGUCUCUUGUCAUCUCAAGGCUUGACUACUGCAACUCACUCUUGGCUGGUCUUCCAAUGCAGGCCAUCAAGCCUCUGCAACUCAUCCAGAAUGCAGCAGCAUGGCUUGUCUUCACUCCCAAGUUCAGCUACGUCACCCCACUGCUGCGCUCCCUUCACUGGCUUCCUGUAGCUGCACGCAUCAGAUUUAAAACCCUUAUGCUUGCUUACAAAGCCAAAAAUGGACCAGCCCCUCCCUACUUGAUAGCAAUGGUGAAAUCUCGACCUGUACCACGAGCUCUUCGAGCUUCGAGCACAGCUCGACUUGACCUGCCAUCCUUCAAGGCGCAUGGAAGGCAAGCAUCAAGACUGUUCCCUGUGCUGGCACCCAGGUGGUGGAACGAACUCCCACUGGCUGUCUGUACAGCAGAGUCUCUCGCUGUCUUCAAACGCAGACUGAAGACACAUCUCUUUAUACAGCACUUAUCUCAGCCUGUUGAGAAUGGGGCUUCUGACUUUGGUCCUCCCACACCAAUCUACCGAACUUCUCAGGUGGCAGAGCAGUUAUCUUCCACCUGUCCUGAAGCCUCUCUGCACCAGCAAGAGCCUCCACCUGUCCUCAAGCCUGUCUGCACCAGCAAGAGCCUCCUCCUGUCCUCAAGCCUGUCUGCACCAGCAAGAGCCUCCACCUGUCCUCAAGGCUGUCUGCACCAGCAAGAGCCUCCACCUGUCCUCAAGGCUGUCUGCACCAGCAAGAGCCUCCACCUGUCUUCAAACCUGUCUGCACCAGCAACAGCCUCCACCUGUCCUCAAGCCUGUCUGCACCAGCAACAGCCUCCACCUGUCCUCAUGCCAACCUGCAUUAGCAAGAGCCUACUCCUGCCCUUAAGCCAGCCUACAUCACAGAGCAACAAAUAA
Molecule: messenger RNA, 3357 nt
Organism: Colossoma macropomum (tambaqui)
Lineage: Eukaryota; Metazoa; Chordata; Actinopteri; Characiformes; Serrasalmidae
Source: RefSeq, a predicted model, not a curated record